This is a messenger RNA of Effrenium voratum, 1009 nucleotides long. NCBI's taxonomy places the organism in Eukaryota, Dinophyceae, Suessiales, Symbiodiniaceae. The record is from the annotation of a GenBank genome assembly.
AGCCGGCGCCUGGGGGGCCUGAGGGAUAGGAUGCCUCAUCCGUAGCCGGGUCCGCUCGCCGGUUCCCCGAUCAGGUGCGGGCGUCCCGCACAAUGCAGAGAUGGCCCAUUCUGUUUAUGGUGCCUGCACAGGCGCUCCUCUUUCACCAAGUCGACCAGUCGCAAGCUCCAGCCUGCCCCAUGGACUCGGCUGGGCCCUCCUGGGGCAUUUGGAUCGAUGGGAAGAAUGCCAGUGAGGGCGAGCAGGCGUAUGGUGCCGCAUACUCCAAGCUCAUGCGCCGCGCUCUGCUGGAAGUUUACCGGAUGCAGCAGAAGCAUGUCAGCACAGAGGUUGCUGCAAUGCGAGUCCAGCACCUGCUGCACAUGCCUUUCUUAGAUAAGUUUGGAGGUUUGUUCGACACAAAGAAGGCGCCUGGUCGCAACUUUCGGCGUGCUUUCGAGUGCAUCCAACGCGAAGUCCCUCAGCAGUUUGUGACGUCCAUGCUGCAGACGGACAUCGACGACGUGUAUGAUGUGACAUGCCUUCCGUCCAAGCCAUGUCGCUCUCCCCUUUUGCCGCUGCGCCACACUCUUGAACAAGUGUUCAAGAGCUAUCAUUCCAAGAUGGCAAAAGCAAAACUUGAGGAUGAGAAGCUGCGUCUUCUGGCAUCCUUGCUGAAGAAUCUGGCGCUGCUUCACCCAUUGCCAGACCGAAAUGGCCGAAGCCGACUGCUGCUGCUGCAAUUUGAGCUGCGACGAUUGGGCUUGGCCUGUGGGACUAUGCUUUUCAACAACAACAAUAACAUCUACGUUGACUCAGUAUCCGUACUCGCCGCCAAGAUCAAAGAAGGGAUCGCCAUGUACAAUCGAGCUGUGAGCACUGGCGUGAACCCCUGGCUUGGAUCGCAGCGCCAAACCUUUCCUUCCUCCCCUUACGCGAAGGAGCUGAGCAGGUGCUAUGAAGGCCAUUCGGCCAAUAGAGGCCACGGGCUGUCGAUUGAGUGAGUGCUAGCCGGUUGGAAGGCCUGGGC